Molecule: messenger RNA, 336 nt
Organism: Colletotrichum graminicola M1.001
Lineage: Eukaryota; Fungi; Ascomycota; Sordariomycetes; Glomerellales; Glomerellaceae
Exons: 1
Coding region: 1-336 (111 amino acids)
Source: RefSeq, a predicted model, not a curated record
AUGACCAAGCACCUCCAACGCCGUCUGCUCCGGGACAUCACCGAGUUGCAGCAGGAGCCUUAUCCCAGCGUCAGCUUGCACACCAGGGACGACGACCUUCGGCGAGCAUGUCUUGUUCUUCGGCCAGAGGGCUGGAUGCCCAUGCAUACCACCGUCAUAUUCGUCGAUCGCUACCCUUUGGUUGCUCCCCAGAUUAUGAUGAACACAGUCGUGAAUCAUCCCAAUGUGAUCGGCAGCUACAUCUGCGCAUCUGUCCUCAAUACCUUCGAGGGCUACACGCCGUCGUACACCCUCAAGGGCAUUGCAAUCCAGAUGUUGAGCUUCUUCAACAGCUGA